AUGCCCGCAAAAGAGGUUUCGCAGAUUUGCGUGUCUUGUCAAGAGGUCGAGGCUCUCGCGACGAUCCGUCAUCGCCCGCUUUGCCGAGAUUGCUUUAUUGAUUAUGCUGGCCGUAAGGUGGCAACAGUCAUGUCUUCUUACCGUCCUCAAAAGAACGCUACGCCGCCGAAAGUGCUUUUGCCCCUCUCGCUCGGAAUAUCGUCGUCAAGCCUUUUGCACAUGGUGGAUAGAUUGCAGAAGUUUCAACUUGCCCGAUCGCUGGCCACUGCAGGAUUCGAGUUGCAUGUGCUUGUGGUCGAUCCGACAACCGUCCAUCCUGGCUAUACCGACAUAGAGGCCAACUUCGAAGCCGCAAAAGAGAGCUUUCCGAACCAUACAUACACCAUGAUUCCUCUACAUAGCAUUUUUGAGUACGACGUUACCAUCAAAGACUCCCUUCGUGACUUUGGAUUCGUCGAUGAAGGCUUCAGCUCUGAUAAGGAGCGGCUCGAUGCGUUUCGGGCAUCCAGGUCUACAACCACAGCACGGGAUGAUAUUGAUAACCUCCUACUUGUCCGCCUCAUUGUUGCAUUCGCUAAGAAUAAUGAUUGUCGUGGCAUUCUUUGGGGUGACUCGGAUAGUCGCUUGGCCGCAAAAACGCUCGCAAAUGUUGCCAAGGGUCGUGGGGCUUCUCUCACCUGGCAAGUCUGUGACGGUGUGUCGCCAUGGGGGUUGGACUUCAGUUUUCCACUGCGAGAACUCUACAAAUUCGAAUUGGAGAUCUACGUCAAGCAGAUACCAGAGUUGGCCAGUAUCAUGAUACCCGACCUGCAGGUACAAGAAAACGAAGCGAAUCGUAACCUAUCUAUCGACAAUCUGAUGAAUCUAUACGUCAAAACACAAGGGGAGAAAUACCCCGGCGUUAUGGCUAAUGUGGUUCGUACUGCCAAUAAGCUUCGCCCUGCGCCAAAUACCGAAGCCGUUAAAUGUUCACUCUGUGCUGCUCCGGUUGACUCGACUGCAUCGUUAUGUUAUGCGUGUUUACGAUCAGGGGCCGAUGUCUUACAGCAUUCGUCAAGCACUUGA
Molecule: messenger RNA, 1065 nt
Organism: Talaromyces amestolkiae
Lineage: Eukaryota; Fungi; Ascomycota; Eurotiomycetes; Eurotiales; Trichocomaceae
Exons: 2
Coding region: 1-1065 (354 amino acids)
Biological process (GO): tRNA wobble position uridine thiolation
Cellular component (GO): cytosol
Molecular function (GO): tRNA binding; sulfurtransferase activity
Source: RefSeq, a predicted model, not a curated record